UGGCGGCUAUUCCGAAUUUGCCAAGACGUGUAUUCUUGAAAGAGAAAAUGCUGCAUGAGGUGUUAUUUGCUCUAUCAGGACACUGUGGUGGGAUUUUUAAAAGUGUAGAAGGCGAAUUAAAGGUAACCAGUGACCUUCCAUUCAUCUGUCCAUCAGAAGUAGAUUUACUUAAUCGACUGUGCAAAUUAGGAACAUACUAUAAAGAUUUCAACAACUUCAUACAGAAGCAUGGAGAAACACUUAGUUUGAAGAAUUCUGGAGAUGUCUCGGAUGACAUUCAUGGAUUAUACUUAAAGUCUUUUUGUCGAGGACUGGACAGGGUUUUAGAGAAUUACCGUGUAAUUCUUCGAAAGCUGGAAAUGGACGUCCUUAGUGAUGAGCACCUCCCUGUUACACACCUUGUCAGUUUCCUACAAGAGUACCACAUUUUGUUCCCUGCUCUGGCAUCAGUUCUGGAACAAAUCACAAGUCACAAGGCACAUGGCUGUUACAUUCUGGAUAUUCUUCAUAAAAAUGCUGUUUGUGGUCUUCCUAUUGUCCGAAAUGCUUUAAAUAGGAUUUUAUAUGUGUCUCAUGGACUGCUUUACAAACAGCUGUGUUCCUGGCUUCUGUAUGGCUGCCUGAAUGAUCCCUACCAGGAAUUCUUUGUACAGCUGAACACGGAGGACUGGGAGGGUGUCAGUAGUGUAGUCACACAGGAGGAGGAGGAGAGUGAUGAACUGCCAAUCAUGGGGGUGACUGGGAGGCAACUACAGAAAAUCCUGUCUCUGAAUACCUCAGAAGUAAGUUCCAGUCUUCAUAGAUUUGCCCUGAGAGCCGAGCUCCUACCCUGUUACAUCCCGGUAAGGGUGGCCAACAAGAUUCUGUUUGUAGGAGAAUCAGUUCAGAUGUUUGAAAAUGAGAAGAAACCAAACUCUCAAAAGAAAGGGAGCAUUCUGAAGAACAAGGAAGAAGAUUUCUCUAAAGAUCUACAUGAACUGUCUCAAGAAGAGGAAUUCAACUCCAUGGCAUUUGAAUCUCUGAUAGACAGUAUUAGGACACAUGUUGCUGAGCAUCUGUAUAUUCUGGUUGUGGAGGAUGCUAACCUUGCUGCAGAGUUGCGCAUUAUCAAAGACUUCUUUUUACUAGGGCGGGGAGAGUUAUUUCUGGCCUUCAUAGAUCAAACACAGACAUUACUCAGAGGCCCACCUGUCAACACAACAGAACACGAUGUGAAUAUGGCCUUUCAUCAAGCUGCUCGUAAUGUUCUGAUAGAUGACGAGAGCUUGCUUCAGAGGUUCCAUUUAGGAGUGCAGUUCAAAGGAAGUGACAAAAAGAGCGAUAGUUCAUCAAGUUCCCAAUCAGUGGAGUCUGGAUGGAACAGCCUAAGUCUGUCUUACACGGUUCAGUGGCCACUGCACAUUCUUCUCACUCCCUCCAUUCUAGAGAAAUACAACCGCUUGUUUGGGUUCCUAAUGGCCGUGAAGAGAGCCCAGAUAGACAUCCAGCACUGCUGGACAUUACAGAUGCAGUAUAAACAAAAACCAUCCAACCCAGAAGAAGUGGCCAAGUGGCAGCUCAGGACACACAUGGCUUUCUUAGUGGACAAUCUACAGUAUUACUUACAGGUUGAUGUAAUUGAAUCUCAGUUCAGCACAUUUAUGGAGAAGAUAACAUCCACUCGGGACUUUGAGGCUGUUAAGCUUGCUCAUGAUCAGUUUCUCUCAGCUUUACUGUCCCAAAGCUUUGUUCACAUGAAAGCUGUCUCGAGAUGUUUACAUGAAAUACUAGAUAACUGCAGUCAGUUUAGCAAACUCCUGGUGAAUUGUUCAUCCCCUCUGUCUAAAGGAGAAUUAUCUCAUCUACAGUUUAUAGCAAAGAAUUUUCAGCGACAGUCUAAUCUACUGUUUACAGUCCUGUCCAGUGUCAGAAGUCAUAAUUCUAGCCCCCAUCUGGCACAACUACUGUUACGACUAGACUACAACCAUUACUUCUCUAUAGCAGGAGGCCAGCUCGGAAGUUACUGAUGGAAACUUACCAGUUGUAAGAUGGAUGAACAUUACUUCACUGAAGAGAAUCUGAAUGUAGACAUUAUCAGUACCGGUACUUGUUGUAAAGGUCUUAAGUUGUUGUUAUUUAUUAAUUCUAUUAUUAAUAAACCUUAUUAAAGAU
Saccostrea cuccullata (small rock oyster) is the source of this 2151-nucleotide messenger RNA. RefSeq names its product gamma-tubulin complex component 4-like. The record is from RefSeq and is a predicted model, not a curated record. Gene Ontology annotation, biological process: cytoplasmic microtubule organization; meiotic cell cycle; spindle assembly. The coding region runs from base 48 to 2006 and encodes 652 amino acids. The transcript is spliced from 16 exons. Gene Ontology annotation, molecular function: gamma-tubulin binding; microtubule minus-end binding. Lineage: Eukaryota; Metazoa; Mollusca; Bivalvia; Ostreida; Ostreidae. Gene Ontology annotation, cellular component: centrosome; spindle pole; gamma-tubulin complex.